Molecule: messenger RNA, 1668 nt
Organism: Pseudozyma hubeiensis SY62
Lineage: Eukaryota; Fungi; Basidiomycota; Ustilaginomycetes; Ustilaginales; Ustilaginaceae
Exons: 1
Coding region: 1-1668 (555 amino acids)
Source: RefSeq, a predicted model, not a curated record
AUGCGUCGCUCUCAUCCCACCGCCUUCGUCAUCAAAAAGCGCGACAGCUGUGCUGUCUGCAACAACAUCGCACCCUGCCCCGCCUGCCCCGCCGGUCAGCAAUGCCAACAGAUCUUCCGCUCUUCUUGCCAAGACUGUCCCGUCAACAAAUGCGUCCCCAUUCCAGGUUACACCGCUCACAAGAGCUCCAACAGCUCCGCGCUCGGAGGUGGGCUCGCCGCGCUCUUCAUCGUCGCCAUCGCAGCCGGUGUCGGGUUUUGGCUCUGGAAGCGACUCCAAGCUAAACGUCGUCGAGCUCUGCACGAAAAAGCCAUGGAGCGACGCGAGAAGCUGAGGAAUGAAAAGGAGACCAUGACGCUUCAACUCGGUGCCAAGAAGUCUGAUCCGAACUCGUUCGCCCUCGUCGACGAGGACGAGUUGGACAACGAUACCGAAUAUACCCAGGUCACCGGCGUCUUGAACAACGACAAAGAGGGUUUGGGCUCGCUGGCCGAGCCCACCGCUUUCAGGAGGAGGUCGUUCGGUGCUGCUACGCAUCUGUCGAGGAUUACGGAGGGCGCCGAGGAGGAAGAAGAUGAUUCCGUGUCGCAGGCUGGUGGAAUUGCCAACGGCAAACGCAACACAGUCGGAUCAGUGCAGUCGAACGGUAAAUCGUUUGCGAGCGGCGCUGGGCCACGCGUCAGUAUUGGUUCUGGCACGAGCUUUGGCUCUCCCAACAUCAUUCCGAUCGCUUUCAAGCCUUAUACCCCUUCCACUCACUCUGGCGCCGCCGACGAUGCUGCCAAAGAAGGAUCUUUGGCCGACUACCAGUCCAUCUCGCCCCUCGUCCUCCCCUCCACAGCCCAUCGUGCGACCGGCGCACCCGCGAUCCAAGUCAACACCUCACGUCAAGGUCCCGUCCGCCCCACCCGCGCACCCGACCUCAACCUCCGCCUGCCCGACUCCAACCGUCCUCACCAGCCCACCACAUCCUCGCCUCUCUCCACCUCCCAACCCAACCCCGCACCCAACGCUUACGAGUUCAUGUCGAUCGACCCGGUCGAAACGCUCAAAUCCUCCUCUUCCCACCCUUACACCCCCUCCAACCGUCCGCUCUCCGGCGCCACGAUCAACACGAUCAACUCGACCCACUCCACCAGCCUCUCGUACGUCCUCUCUGCACCGCAGGUCAUCACCCCCGUCAGCGCAGAGGGCGUUCGUCGCGUGCAGCUCGGCAACGGCGGAAAAGCUCAACUGGUCAAAGUCUCCAGUGUCAAACGCAAACCUGCCCCCACCGCGGCUGAUCCUUUCCGCGACCCAACCGAGGUGGAGGAGGAUGGUGAGCUCGCUCCCCCUCCCUCCAACCGUUUCGGGGGUGAUAGGUCGAGCACGCAUUCAACGAGUACCUUGGGCAUUCCGUUCGGCGAGAACCCGUUCGGGACGAUCCAGCCGCCGGCGGAUCAGACCAGCCCAAGCGAUGCCGAGGAGAGAAGCUCCUGGUUGACGACCAACAAGGAUCCGUUCCAGGAUCCGAGGCCAAGCGAUGCUGGAAGCGCGAAAGUGGGGGAAGAAGAACCGAGGGUCAGCAUUGGAGGGUUGAGUCUGUUGGAGAAGUUUCCGUUUGACUUCAGUCGAGACGAGGAAAAUUUGCCCGGAGAUGCGUUGAGUAGGGUAGAGCAGUUCAAGUGA